CUUCUUCCGCCCUCCAAGAUCAAAUUGAGAAUCGAAACUACGCUGAGGUCCAUGCAGCAGGAGCCUGCAGCCGCCCAAUCUCCGGGGUCCCACCAGGACUCCGCACUGCCCCACGCUCCCACCAUGCCUCCCCCGGAGUCUGUCUCCGAAAGCCACCAGCCCAGCCCGGACCACAGCCCCAUAGAGCAAGCCACGGAAGAGGAGUUCCAGUUCCUGCGCUGCCAGCGCUGCCAGGCAGAAGCCAAGUGCCCAAAGCUGCUGCUUUGCCUGCAUACACUAUGCUCAGGUUGCUUGGAGGCCCCAGGCAUGCAGUGCCCUAUUUGCCAAGCUAAUGCGCCAGUCUUGGAUAACAUCUUCUUCGAGAGUUUGCAGCGGCGCCUGUCGGUGUACCGACAGAUCGUGGGCACGCAGGCCGAUUGCACCCGCUGCAAAGAGCCGGCAGAGUUUUGGUGCUUUGAGUGUGAGCAGCUUCUCUGCGCCAAGUGCUUCGAGGCGCACCAGUGGUUUCUCAAGCACGAGGCCCGGCCCCUGGCAGAGCUCCGCAGCCAGUCGGUGUGCCAGUUCCUGGAUGGCACGCGCAAGUCCAACAAUAUCUUCUGCUUCAACCCCAAUCACCGCAACCCUACACUGACUAGCAUCUACUGCCGAGGCUGCUCCAAGCCACUGUGCUGCUCUUGUGCACUCCUGGACAGCGGCCACAGCGACCUCAAGUGCGACAUCACCGCGGAGAUCCAGCAGCGGCAGGAGGAGCUGGACACCAUGACGCAGGCAUUGCAGGAGCAGGACUGCGCCUUUGGCGAGGCGCAGGCUCACAUGCAGUCAGCUGUCAGCCAGCUGGGGCGCGUGCGCACCGACACGGAGGAGCUGAUCCGUGCACGUGUGCGCCAACUAGUAGAACACGUGCUGGCACAGGAAAGCGAGCUGCUGGAAGCGGUGAACACACGGUACCAAUGUGAGUACAAGAAGAUCGCUGGCCAAUUGGGCCACCUGGACGCUGUGCUGCAGCGCAUCCGCACAGGCACUGUGCUCGUGCAGAGGAUGAAGCGCUACGCGUCGGACCAGGAGGUGCUGGACAUGCACGGCUUCCUGCAAGAGGCGCUCCGCCUCCUGCGCCAGGAGGAGCCCCAGGGCCUGCAAGCUGCUGUGCGCACUGACAGCUUCGACGACUUGAAGGAGCGCCUGCAGGACCUCGCCUCUUGCGUCACCCAGGGGACUGAUGCAGUUCUACCCAGGAAAGCCAGCCCAGAGGUUACCAGCACUCCCAGGGAAUCUUUUGACGUUGACCUGCCAGUGGGGGCACAGAUGGCUCAGGCGCAGGCCCUAGGCCCAGCUGAGGUUCAGCCUGUGGCAGUGGUACAGUCAGUGCCCAGGACACACCCUGUGCCCAUGUACGCCUACUCCAUCAAAGACCCCUCCCGCAGAGAGGAGAUCUCCAACACAGCCACGCCACAGAAGAGGAAGUCGUGCCAGACCGAGUGCCCCAGGAAGGCUAUCAAGAUGGAGUCUGAGGAAGAGAAGGAGGCCAGGUUGUCCUGGAGCUCCCCCGAGCAGCCCAGGCCCAGCACCUCCAAGGCAGUCUCGCCACCACCCCUGGAGGGAUCCCCCAGACCCAAGAGCCACGCCGUAGGGAAUGAGGAAUUACUGUUCAACAGCAGCCAUGAGACUGGCGUCUCUGGGGAGGCAGAGGAGCGCAUUGUGGUGAUCAGCAGCUCAGAGGACUCGGAUGCCGAAAACUCGUCCUUUCGAGAGCUGGAUGACAGCAGCAGCGAGUCCAGUGACCUUCAGCUGGAGGGCCCCAACUCCCUCAGGGUCCUGGAUGACAACCUCACAGACCUCCACUCAGAAGUCAGGCCCCUGGUUUUCUUUGACCUCAAGAUUGACAGUGAAACCCAGAAGAUUAGACAGCUGGCAGCCGUGAACCAGGAGAGCAAGUUCCGCGUGCUCAUCCAGCCUGAGGCCUUCAGCAUCUACUCCAAGGCGGUGUCCCUGGAGGUGGGGCUACAGCACUUCCUCCGCUUCCUGAGCUCCAUGUGCCGACCCAUCCUGGCCUGCUAUAAGCUGUGGGGGCCCAGCCUCCCCAACUUCUUCCGGGCCCUGGAGGACAUGAACAAGCUGUGGGAGUUCCGGGAGGCCAUCUCCGGAUUCCUGGCCACCCUGCCCCUCAUCCAGGAGCAUGUGCCCCAGGCCAGCAGCUUCAAACUCAAGAGUCUGGCCAAGACCUACCUGGCAAGAAACAUGAGCGAACACAGUGCCCUGGCUGCUGUACUGACCAUGCGUGACCUGUGCCGCCUCCUCGAGGUCUCCCCGGGCCCCCAGCUGGCUCAGCACUUCUACUCCUUCAGCAGCCUGCAGUGCUUCGGGUCCCUGCAGCCCUUGGUGCAGGCCGCUGUCCUGUCCCGGGCGGAGGCCCGGCUCCUGGCCCUGCACAACGUGAGCUUCAUAGAGCUGCUGACGGCACACCACCAAGACCCGCAGGGGGGCUUGAAGAAGUAUAGCCGAUACCUGCAGGCCACCUCAUCGCCCCCUGCCCAGCCUGCUCUCAACUUGCAGGCUAUGAGCACCUACUUCAAAAGCCUGUUGGAGGGGCCAGCCUUGGCAGUAGCAGACGGCAUCUCUUCUCCUCUCGCUAGCCAUAACUUGGCCAAAAGGGCCCCCCAGCAGAGCUGAGAUGACGGAAUGACUGGCUUGGGACAGAGAGGGAUGGUGUCCCUCAGCCAGGCCCUGCCCAUCACAGCAUUCCCAGAUCCUAGUCUAAUACACAGCUGACAUUUGGUCCAGAAUUAGUUCUCAUUCUCUGGGACCAAAUUCCUCUUUUCUAAAAAUCCCACAGAGAAGGUUCCUAGGCCAAGCAGCUACCCCCGGAGCCAGCAGAUCCCUGGUGCACCAAUGAGUUAACUCACCAGGUCCCUGGGUCCCCUCUCUUACAGGAGCCAGAAUUAGGGAGGUCCUGGGUGAUGAAGGCAUGGCCUCUGGGCUCUCAAAGUGGCCCCCACCUUUCCCCGAGGACAUCCAUAGAUGUCCUUUCAUCUCCUCCCUGAUCCCCCGGCCAUUGCCCAGGGGACCUGCUAACACAUCCCAAGGACACCACCUGCAGCACCCGUGGCCCCACCAGUACCCGAAGUGCCUUUCAAACCAAACUGUUCCUCUUGAGCUUGGGUUCUCUCAACUUCUGCCUGCCUGGAGGCCGGCUCUCUGUUCACUCCCUUCACAUCUGCACAGAAAGAUGCCGCUGUGCCAUGCUUGUCCCCACUUCCCUCCACACUUGCUUCCUUCCUCUUGGCCACACAAACACCUCCCCUUAGUCAAGACUUGGCUCUUUGGUCCUCAGACCCCUCUCAGCAUGGCCCUUUGUUUGUCUGUGCUGCCCGCCUCAGCCCUGCCAAGGAAUGUCCUCUAACCCAGCGCUGCUCUCUGUGGAGUCCAGGGACCCACACCUUGGUUUCCUCCAACAACCUCUACCCCAGACUUGAAUCAGACUGGACUCUCUGGGGUGGGACCCAGCAAGCUGUUUAGUUUAGCAGGUUGUCCAGGUGAUACUGAUGCCCACUGAGUUCCAGAACCGUUGCUGUGCAGACUGCUCCUCAAAGGAGAAGCAGUGUGGAGCAGCAGAGCAGGUCCUGGCCCGACCACGACUGUGCAUCGGAUGUAACCCCUUCCUGGGCUGGUUGGCCAGGAUGGUCUUAGAGUCCCAUUCACCUCUGCCAUCCUGGGAUUUUGAGAAUGGACAACACUCCCGGCUGGUGUGGCUCAGUGGUUGAGCAUCGACCCAUGC
Molecule: messenger RNA, 3772 nt
Organism: Molossus molossus (Pallas's mastiff bat)
Lineage: Eukaryota; Metazoa; Chordata; Mammalia; Chiroptera; Molossidae
Gene: PML
Product: PML nuclear body scaffold
Exons: 9
Coding region: 52-2667 (871 amino acids)
Biological process (GO): intrinsic apoptotic signaling pathway in response to DNA damage; PML body organization; positive regulation of DNA-templated transcription
Cellular component (GO): nucleoplasm; PML body; chromatin
Molecular function (GO): zinc ion binding; ubiquitin-protein transferase activity
Source: RefSeq, a predicted model, not a curated record